Molecule: messenger RNA, 1446 nt
Organism: Miscanthus lutarioriparius
Lineage: Eukaryota; Viridiplantae; Streptophyta; Magnoliopsida; Poales; Poaceae
Source: the annotation of a GenBank genome assembly
AUGAUAGGUGAACUGGAUUCAGAUGUUGUUGUACGCUACUUCAGAGGCAAGAGCAUCCUGAUCACCGGUUCAACUGGCUUCCUGGGGAAAGUGCUUGUGGAGAAGAUACUGAGGGUUCAGCCGGAUGUCAAGAAGCUCUUCCUGCUCAUUCGAGCCACCGAUGCCGAGUCUGCGAAGCAGCGGGUCAAGACUGAGGUGACAGGAAGGGAGAUCUUUAAAAUUUUGAAAGAAAAGCAUGGCAAUGGGUUUGAAGGUUUCAUCCAAGAAAAAAUAUGCCCUUUGCCAGGAGACGUCAUUUAUGAGAACUUGGGCCUAGCCCCCGCCAAACUGAGAGAACUAUGGAAAGAAAUAGACAUCGUUGUCAAUGGAGCUGCAACUACAAAUUUCUACGAAAGGUAUGAUGUGGCUUUCGACACAAACGUCAUGGGAGCCAAGCACAUCUGUGAGUUUGCAAAGAGGUGCAGUAAACUCAAGAUGCUGCUACACGUUUCAACAGCUUAUGUAGCCGGUGAACAAGAAGGGAUAGUGCUAGAGAAGCCAUUCCAUUUGGGUGAAACCCUGACGGAAGGCACACAGCUGGACAUCGAAUCCGAACUGAAUCUGAUAAAAGAGACCAGGAGAGAACUGAAAGCCAACCGUUCUUCGGAAAAGGCUGAUAGAAGAAUCAUGAAGGAGCUUGGCCUCAACAGGGCAAGGGCGUUCGGGUGGCCAAACACCUAUGUGUUCACCAAAGCAAUGGGGGAGAUGCUGCUGGGGCACCUUCGAGGAGAUCUCCCGGUCGUCAUCGUCCGGCCUAGCAUCAUAACCAGCAUCCUGAACGAGCCGUUGCCUGGAUGGAUGGAAGGGAUAAGGACAAUUGACUCGUUCAUCAUCGGCUACGCCAAGCAGGCUCUGUCAAUCUUCUUAGUUGAUCUCGACUUGAUAAUGGACGUGAUUCCUGGGGACAUGGUGGUGAACGGCAUGAUGGUGGCAAUGGCGGCGCACUCGGAGGAGCAGGGACAGCAGCAGAGCAUCUACCACCUGACGUCGUCGGUGCGGCACCCAGCGUCCUACGCCGUCCUCGCGGAGUGCGUCCACCGCUACUUCCUGCACAAUCCACUGAGGUUCCGCGCGUACAUGGCCGUCAAGUUCAGGCUUCCCCUCGAGAUCCUUCGCCUGCUGAACAUUGCCCUGUGCGGCGCUUUCUCCCGGCGCUACGACGAGCUCAGCCGGAAGUACAGAUACGUCAUGCAUAUUGCAGAGCUGUACGCGCCAUACUCCUUGUUCAGAGGAUGCUUCGAUGACUCCAACACGGAGAGGCUGAGGGCGGCGAUAGCGAGCAACGACGGGCAAGACAAAAGGAGCAGGGGAUAUGAGGACUUUGGUUUCGAUCCCAAGUGCAUAGAUUGGGACGACUACUUCUACAGGGUUCACAUCCCCGGUGUUGUCAAGUACCUGUGUGAUUAG